Messenger RNA from Haliotis rubra (blacklip abalone), 6344 nucleotides. Its product is annotated as ATP-citrate synthase-like. Lineage: Eukaryota; Metazoa; Mollusca; Gastropoda; Lepetellida; Haliotidae. The record is from RefSeq and is a predicted model, not a curated record. Gene Ontology annotation, biological process: citrate metabolic process; tricarboxylic acid cycle; acetyl-CoA biosynthetic process. Gene Ontology annotation, cellular component: cytosol. Gene Ontology annotation, molecular function: ATP citrate synthase activity.
GGGGUCAUACCAACAUCGGCUGAUGCGACACGCACGGCUAUGCUGUGUAGAUCACAAAGUGGCGUGAGUGUGGCCUUAUAAAUCGACUGCCCCUCGCGUUCGUCUGUCACUCUGCGCGACGUUCAGCUUCAGAAUAAAAUAAAGUAAUCCAAUAUGUCUGCCAAGGCCAUAUAUGAAUCCAAGGGGAAGGAACUCUUGAACAAAUUCCUGAAUGAUGAGGCUGUGAAGAACAGACUAGCUGAGGUGACGGAAGGAGUGAACUGGGACAAACUCACACAGGACAAUCCAUGGCUGCUGUCAGAGACCAAGCUGGUGGUGAAGCCAGACCAGCUGAUCAAGAGACGUGGGAAGCUUGGCCUGAUCAAGGCAGGUGCCAACCUGGCUGGUUGUAGAGAGUGGCUCAAUGGCAAGCUGGGCAAAGACUUCAAGAUCGGAGCUUCCACAGGAAAGCUGAAACAUUUUGUCAUCGAACCUUUUGUGGCUCAUCAACAGAGUGAAGAAUUCUAUGUUUGUAUUUUCUCUCACCGAUAUGCUGACUCCAUCCUCUUCCACCAUGAGGGAGGAAUUGACAUCGGUGACGUUGAUGCAAAGGCUGUCAAGCUGGAGGUGCCCGUCGGGAGUGACCCCACUGCAGACAGCGUCAAGACUCAGCUGUUGUCCAAGGUCCCAGCUGGUGCACAGGGUGCCCUGACCAAGUUCAUCCUGGCUCUGUACAAGGUGUACAAAGACCUGCACUUCACCUACAUGGAGAUCAACCCUCUUGUGAUGACUGGAGGCAAGAUCUACAUCCUUGACCUGGCGGCCAAGAUCGACCAGUGUGCAGAGUUCCUGUGUAAAUCAAAAUGGGGAGAGUUGGAGUUCCCCCCGCCAUUCGGCCGCGACGCUCUUCCAGAGGAAGCCUACAUUGCCGACCUGGAUUCAAAGAGUGGGGCAUCUCUGAAACUCACUGUCCUCAACAAGAAGGGCCGGAUCUGGACCAUGGUUGCUGGGGGUGGGGCCUCUGUCAUAUAUGCAGACACUAUCUGUGACUUAGAGAGAGCUUCUGAUUUGGCGAACUAUGGCGCGAGUACUCUGGUGCUCAAGUCGAACACGGAUAAGACAAUCCAAAUUUUGGUCUCAUUGACACAGGAGAAGCAUGCUGAAGGGAAGAUACUCAUCAUUGGUGGCGGCAUCGCCAACUUCACAAACGUUGCUAUGACGUUCAAGGGUAUUGUCCGAGCUCUGCUAGAGUUUCAGCAGAAGUUGAUCGAGUUUGACGUGAAGAUCUAUGUGCGGCGAGCUGGACCCAACUAUCAAGAGGGACUCCGUAUUAUGAGAGAACUAGGUGACAACCUUGGAGUACCGAUCCAAGUGUUUGGCCCUGAGACUCACAUGACUGCCAUUGUCAGUAUGGCUCUCGGCAAGCGAGACAUCCCACCAAUGCCGAAGCGGCUUCAGACAACCGCCAACUUCCUGCUACCAGGGGGAGCUCUUGCAAAGUCCCCAACCACGAGCCGCAGGGGGUCCUCCAAUGAGCUCAACCAAUCAACAUCCUCGACAGCCAGUGCUCAGCUGGAAAGCCUGGCCAAUCAGACGGAGGGUGGCAAAGAUGUGAUGUUGUUCAACAAAGGCACCAAGGCCAUCAUCUGGGGCAUGCAGAUGAGGGCUGUGCAAAGCAUGAUGGACUACGACUAUGUGUGUUCCCGCAAGGAGCCCUCUGUCGUCGCUAUGAUCUACCCAUUCACAGGUGACCACAAGCAGAAAUUCUACUGGGGCCACAAAGAGGUGCUCAUCCCAGCCUACAAGAACAUGGCUGACUGUAUGAAGAAACAUCCGGACGCGGACGUUCUGAUCAACUUUGCUUCUCUCAGAUCAGCCUAUGAAAGCACAGUCGAGACCAUGAACUUUCCUCAGAUCAGAACAAUUGCCAUUAUCGCCGAAGGCAUCCCCGAGAAUCUCACACGCCAACUGGUGAAGACAGCUGACGAGAAGAAAGUAGCCAUUAUUGGACCAGCCACGGUGGGCGGUGUAAAACCCGGCUGUUUCAAGAUCGGCAACACCGGCGGCAUGUUGGACAACAUUCUCUCCUCCAAGCUGUACAGGCCUGGCAGUGUUGCCUACGUGUCCCGAUCAGGGGGUAUGUCUAAUGAACUGAACAACAUCAUCGCUCUCAACACCAACGGCGUGUACGAGGGAGUAGCCAUCGGAGGAGACAGAUACCCAGGAACCACAUUCAUGGACCACAUCCUCCGUUACCAAGACAACCCAGAAGUUAAGAUGUUGGUGCUGCUCGGAGAGGUUGGGGGUGUGGAGGAGUACCGACUGGUCAACGCCCUCAAGGAGAACCGAAUCAACAAGCCCGUGAUCGCUUGGUGUAUUGGAACGUGUGCCAAGAUGUUCACCUCAGAGGUUCAGUUUGGCCAUGCUGGGGCGUGUGCAAAUGCAGAUUCUGAGACGGCAGAGGCCAAGAACAAGGCUCUGAAAGAGGUUGGCGCCAGUGUCCCCCGCAGUUUUGAUGAACUUGGAACUGUCAUUAGACAGGUGUAUGAGAAGCUGGUGGAGGAGGGCGCCAUUGUCCCUCAGCCGGAGGAGGCCCCACCCACAGUACCAAUGGACUACAACUGGGCUAGGGAACUUGGCCUGAUCCGGAAGCCAGCCUCUUUCAUGACCAGUAUCUGUGACGAGCGAGGCCAUGAGCUGCUGUACGCAGGCAUCCCCAUCACAGACAUCUUCAAGGAGGACAUGGGCAUUGGGGGAGUGCUCAGUCUGCUCUGGUUCCAGAGGAGAUUGCCGAAGUAUGCCACCAAGUUUAUUGAGAUGUGUCUGAUGGUGACUGCCGACCACGGCCCGGCGGUGUCCGGGGCUCACAACACCAUCGUCUGUGCCCGAGCAGGGAAAGAUCUCAUCUCCUCUCUCACAUCUGGCCUGCUCACCAUUGGAGACAGAUUCGGUGGCGCUCUCGAUGCUGCAGCCAGACAGUUCAGCGAUGCCUACGACACCGGCCUGAUUCCCAUGGACUUCGUCAACGACAUGAGGAAGAAGGGUCAGCUGAUCAUGGGGAUUGGUCACAGGGUCAAGUCGCUGAACAACCCUGACAUGCGAGUGGUCAUCCUGAAGGAGUAUGUCCAGAAAAACUUCCCUGCCUCACCGCUCCUAAACUACGCCCUCGAGGUGGAAAAGAUAACCACAUCCAAGAAACCUAAUCUGAUUCUGAAUGUUGACGGCUUCAUCGGGGUCUCCUUCGUCGACCUGCUGAGAACAUGUGGCUGCUUCACGAGAGAAGAAUCCCAGGAGUAUGUAGAAAUCGGUGCCCUCAACGCCCUGUUUGUUCUGGGACGAAGCAUGGGAUUCAUCGGCCACUACCUGGAUCAGAAGCGUCUGAAGCAAGGAUUGUACCGCCAUCCUUGGGACGACAUCUCCUACAUCAUGCCCGAGGGCUUGAAUGAAACCGCGUGAAGCUGUGAUCAUCAUGAACAUCAUUGAAACAUGUUGUGGAGAGAAAGUAGUAUGACUGUUGAUAUGGAUCACAUGAUCGUGUGUAUGGGAUCACUGAGUGAAUUGUCCGUGUGGGAAGCCUCCCAUUCAUGUCCAUGUGGAAUGGAUCUCGUUAUUCACGUCCAUGUCUCAUUCCUUCUAGGGUCAAAUGAGCAAAUAUUAUGAACAAAGAUUAGAAUAUACGUACUGUAUUUACCCUAUCAAGCGUCGUGUGGCACGAUGCUCUUUGAUAAGUACCCGUUUACAUCUAAGUGAUUGGGAAGAUUAUUACAGUGAAUAUAGAAGCUCAAGUUACUUUCAGAUUUUGCCAGCAAAAUAAUAACAUUCAUUCACAAAAUGUUUUGGCAAAAAUGCCAAUCUCAUUCAAUGAACAAUGUUUUCUGUUCAUGAACUAUGAAAUAUGACAUUUACGACACCUUGUCUUUGGUAGAUAACACCUAUAUCUGAUAAACGUAUAUGGGAUAACACAUGUAGGUUUUAGCCAGGUGGUUAAAUGUUUAGCUGGCAUUGUUGGGGUUUCAUGUUAUGGGACAUGUUUGAUUAAUGCUUUAUUGAUUCUAUUUAUUUGUGCCAUUGUAUAUUUACAGAAUUUUAUGUUUUGUUAUUUUUGCUUUCUUGAUCUCCAGUUGUUUUGUUCGUACUUUCUUGCAUUCAAGGUUAAAAUUGUCAUUUUGAUAACGCUGAAGCAUAGAUAUUGGUGAAAAAAUGUGAUGACACUUACAACUUGAUGCCAGUAUGUUAUUGACAUAUCACUAUCAAUCUCAUUAAGAUCUGUAACAGUGCUGGCUAUGGCUUCUUGUGGUGGCAGCAAGCACAAGAAUCGGAUCUAAAGUGGAUAUUACACACAUGCAGAACCAUUAUUUUGGAGUUACAUGAUAUUUGCUUGCUGCACUGUCCUGACAGCUUUGUUUCUUUGUUUGAUUUCAUCAUGUCUAAUUAGCUGCAAGUUAAGAUUUUUUAACAGACCUCUUGAAAUCCUUUGAUGUGGAAGCAUCGUGUUGUCGUGGAUCUGAUAUCGUGCAUUCCAGUCAUCUGUCACUAAUCUAUUGAACAGUUUCCUUGGCAGGCGUUCGAGUUGGAGGAGGCUCGUCUUUCAUUCCAGGUCUCAUGUCGCACUUCUUUUGUUCCUUUUAGACCAAUAUUCUGUCAUUUGACAGUUGCACAUACAUAGGCAAAAAUACCCCCCAGUCAAUAUUGAUGAAGUGCUUGUUGAGAGGGGAGGGAACAAAUAUGCUCACUAUUUAAAAUUUGGGGGUGGGACUGAGUAUUUUGUUACAAUCCGAGUGUUUUUGGUCACCACUGCUAAAAGACAUGUUCGUCUCUGGAGCUGGCAUAUUUUGUCCAGAUUUUGACAAUUCUAUUUAUUUAUUUUUAAAACCACCAUCCUCAACAUCAUGGAAAUGGUCAGACCCCUAGCAACCCCCAUGAUCUGAACAAUAUACUACAUAUUAGUAGUCAAAUGUCUGUUACUGUUUAUUUGAAACCUGUGAACUUUGUUUUCACCUUUGUGAUACUUUGCAAUAUUAGUUCUGUAACCAUGGUAACAUGUUCAGUGACAAACAUGAUCCGAGACAACUAUACUGCUCAAAACUGUUAAAGAACAUUGAUUCUUUCAAGUUGUUAUAGAUAUGGUGUCAUUAGGUGCUCCUUAACUUCUUUGAGUGGUAUGUAGUUAGUGAAUCAUGAAUAAAGUUGUUUCCAUUGGGGUGAUCUCUUUCUUGCCCUGGGUGUUAGGUUAUAGGGUUAGAAAUGGAUGCAUUAGCCUCUGUAGGGUAUGCUAGUUUGUGUUGGAGAAUAUUAAUAUUAUGUACAUAGGUGUGAUAGAUCAGGGAGUAGAAGUGAAUCUUGGCCACAUCUUUUGACUUGAGGGUUUAUGGAAUGUUAUUCAUUUUCAUGGGUAGGUUGAAAUGUCUUCACUAUUUCAUAGCCUAUAGUCAUAUGAUGCCAUGUUCUACUUAAACCUGUGAAUAUUGACAGACUUUAGGUCCAAAUGGAAUCGAAAAUAUAUUUGUACCUUAUAAAAUUGUAUUAGUCUUUGGGAGAAAAAUAUGUGUAAGCCAACUGAAGAUAUUUGCAAUUAUUAAACUGGAUAGGGGAGAGACGGCAUUUCAUUUUGUAAUUACUUAUUUUUAGGUGAUUUGCAAGACUGAUGAAAGUGUGGCUUGAAGAUUUCAGCCCCUGACAUAAUGUACAGAGUAGAUGCUGUGAUGGCUGGACUUUGUUAUUACUGGUUAUCACCUGAUAAAAUAGUGUAGUUUCUGCACAUUUGUGAUACAUUGUUACACUGUGCAACUAGUGGCCAUGGCUGGAGGAUAUACAGGUAUAUCCACCAAUGUUGGGGAACAAUGUGCUUAUUGUUUAGACAUGGCUAAAUCUGUUUGCCACAUUUUUCUAGACAUGUUCUAUGGGAGAUAACCUCUCAGCCUGGAUUUGCACUUUGUCCUGGCCAUAUCUCAUAGAAAUGGCUAGAAAUUGAGGAAUAUAGGGUGUUGUAGAUAUUAGCCUGGUUGGUUAAGUUAGUGGUAUUUAAUACUUGACACUGGCCAAACAGAUUUUGUCAAAUAAUUUAUUUAUAUCCCGACAGUAUAGACUAACACAUAAGUUAAUUGAACAUUAUCCUUAACUGUUUCCAUGGAAACACAUUUUUCCUAACAGUCAUUGGAAAUGUGGUAUCCGUGGUAACAGAGUUUUGAUGGAGGAUUAUGUCGAUGAUUUGAAUGGCAAUGUAGAUACUGGCAUAAGAUAACUAUAUUGUGGGACCACUUACGCAAAGAGUAAUUAACUAUUCGUCAUGCUGUAACCAUGGUAACAUGUCUUGUGACUAGAAGUCAGAUGUAGGCUUGGUGCAGUAAUAAAGCUGGGAAACUAUA